Molecule: messenger RNA, 806 nt
Organism: Cornus florida
Lineage: Eukaryota; Viridiplantae; Streptophyta; Magnoliopsida; Cornales; Cornaceae
Product: SKP1-like protein 1A
Exons: 1
Coding region: 29-487 (152 amino acids)
Biological process (GO): SCF-dependent proteasomal ubiquitin-dependent protein catabolic process
Cellular component (GO): cytoplasm; nucleus
Molecular function (GO): cullin family protein binding
Source: RefSeq, a predicted model, not a curated record
UUGGUUUUUGGCUUUGAGAGGCGCAACCAUGUCGACUUCAAAGAAGGUGGUGUUGAGAACCUUAGAUGGCGAGACCUUCGAGGUGGAAGAGGCAGUGGCGAUGGAGGCGCAGACCAUCAAGCACUUGAUUGAAGAUGAUUGUGCCGAUUCCAUCAUUCCUCUACCGAACGUAUCUAGUAAGAUCUUGCCCAUGAUCAUCGAGUACUGCAAGAAGCACAUCGAGACCCCCAAGUCCGAAGAGGAUGCUCUCAAAACUUUUGAAGCUGACUUUGUCAAAGACAUAGACCAAGCCACCCUCUUCGAUCUCAUCUUGGCUGCAAACUAUUUGAACAUCAAAAGUUUGUUAGAUCUGACAUGUCAAACAGUGGCGAAUAUGUUCAAAGGGAAGACUCCGGAAGAGAUUCGCAAGACUUUUAAUAUUAAGAAUGACUAUACUCAGGAAGAAGAAGAAGAGGUCCGCAGGGAGAAUGCAUGGGCGUUUGAGUGAAACAUGAAGCAACUAUGGAUUAUCCAUGAUUUUUUUUUUUUUUCUUUCUUUUCUUGUGUGAUUUUAUUUUUUAUUUUUAUUUUUUUUUUCUGUUGUCGAUACCCUUAGUAGGAUCAUAUAUGCUUAUUUGAAAUGCUGGUAUUCUCUUUUGCUUUGUGAAAACUAAAAAUCUAUUAAAUACUGUAGGAACAUUAAAUUUAUUUUUUUGAUAAUCAUAGGAUGGAUCAUAAUAAAGUUGAAUAAACACUUAGUCAAACAAAAUAUCAAAUACCUGGUGUGAAUUAUGGGACUAUAACUCGCAAAGAAAAUAAUAUGUAGU